CCUCCCCUCCUAUCCUCUCUCUCUCUCUCCCUCUCCAUCUUCCGUCUCUCUGUAAAAAUCGCCAUUACAGCUCCGGUGGGAGUUCUCGAAGAUUCUCAACAAAUUUACAGCGCCGGCCCUUCUGCGAGAAUCUCUUUCCGAUCUGGGUCUGCUUUAGAACUGGGAUGAUAGGAAGAAAACCGAAAAAAGUUGCUGUUUCUUUUGUGCCUGAUGGGCAACACUGGAGCCUGAGUUGGUUUUCCUUUGUUCUUCAAUGAUAUCUGUUAUGCCGAUGUAUAUGACUGAGGCGAAAUUGACUAAUAAGAAGUAAAGGAAUUGGAAUUGGUGGGGAAUUAGGUGGAAGAAUCAAAUUGGAAGAGCAGAAAGAUGGAAAUGCAACAAUACUGUGCACAUGAAUGGAAGUCCAUCUUAGGUGCAACAGCCGAUUCUGAAAAUUCUAAAGGCGGCUUUGACUGCAACAUCUGCUUAGACUUUGCACACGAGCCAGUGGUCACCCUCUGUGGCCAUCUGUACUGCUGGCCUUGCAUCUACAAAUGGCUUCACGUCCAGAGCGCCUCCCUUGCUUCUGAUGAGUGCCCUCAGUGCCCUGUUUGCAAGACCGAGAUAUCACACACCACCAUGGUCCCCCUUUAUGGCCGUGGCCAAACAACUUCAGAAGCUGAGCUCAAAGGAAAGGCACCCUCCCGGGGAAUAAUAAUACCUCCCAGACCAUCAGCAUGGGAUGCACAAGCUCUUCUAUCUAACUCACCUCGUAAUGGUCAGCAACUUCCAUAUCGUAACCCUUAUCAGAACCAACAAUAUAGCUCUCAUCCCUACAGCAGUUAUGAGGAACAAUCUUCCUCACCACUGCUUAGCCUCGGAGGCACAACGUUAGCUGGUAUCAACCAUCCGAUGGCUGGUCUAUUCGGGGAGAUGGUUUAUGCAAGGGUGUUCGGAAACUCUGAGAGCUUAUACGCGUAUCCAAAUUCGUACCACCUAACGGGCAGUAGUAGUCCAAGGUUGAGAAGGCACGAGAUGCAGGCAGAAAAGUCGCUAAACAGAAUUUCUUUCUUCCUCUUCUGUUGCUUGCUUUUGUGCCUUAUUGUUUUCUGAAUAUAGUGUAGUAGUAUAUAGGUCAUUCUUCCUCUCCCUCCAGCCAUUUUGUAUACUGUAUAAAUAGGUAUGAACGUCCUCUUGAAUAUAAAUAGAUGAGAUGAGAUGUGCAUUAUAUGAGAGUAAUAUUAGAGCUUUUGUCGAGAGUCAUCGACAUUUCCAUUUC
Rosa rugosa (rugosa rose) is the source of this 1258-nucleotide messenger RNA. Its product is annotated as E3 ubiquitin-protein ligase RMA1H1-like. Gene Ontology annotation, cellular component: endoplasmic reticulum. The transcript has 3 exons. The record is from RefSeq and is a predicted model, not a curated record. Gene Ontology annotation, biological process: ubiquitin-dependent protein catabolic process. NCBI's taxonomy places the organism in Eukaryota, Viridiplantae, Streptophyta, Magnoliopsida, Rosales, Rosaceae. Gene Ontology annotation, molecular function: ubiquitin-like protein conjugating enzyme binding; metal ion binding; ubiquitin protein ligase activity. The coding region runs from base 367 to 1092 and encodes 241 amino acids.